Molecule: messenger RNA, 1463 nt
Organism: Saccoglossus kowalevskii
Lineage: Eukaryota; Metazoa; Hemichordata; Enteropneusta; Harrimaniidae
Product: carotenoid-cleaving dioxygenase, mitochondrial-like
Biological process (GO): retinal metabolic process; carotene catabolic process
Molecular function (GO): carotenoid dioxygenase activity; beta-carotene 15,15'-dioxygenase activity
Source: RefSeq, a predicted model, not a curated record
GAACAAUUCCGGAAUGGCUAAAUGGAAGUUUCUUACGGAAUGGGCCAGGACUGUUUGAAAUCGGGGAAGAUUCAUUCAACCAUUUAUUCGAUGGAAUGGCUUUGCUACAUAAGUUUACUGUCAAAGACGGCAAAGUGACAUAUCAAAACAGAUUCCUUACUAGCGACACUUACCGAAAGAACAAGGCGGCCAACCGUAUCGUUGUGUCCGAAUUCGGUACAUUGUCGAAUCCGGAUCCAGCUGCGAAUUUUGUGGAGAAGAUGUUGUCGUAUGUAUGGCCACCGGUGCCGGAGGAUAACUGCAAUAUAAGUUGGUUCAAGAUUAGCGAAAAGUUCUGUGUGUGCACGGAGACGCCAUUUGUGUGGCAGGUGGACCCCCAUACUUUGGUGGCAACAAAAAAGCACGACUUGGCCAAGAAGAUAUCAAUACACACCAUGUCUUCACAUCCGCAUACAUUGAAGGAUGGCACACUGUUGAACGUCGGCAAUCAUUACGGUCCUGCGCCUACGUAUAACGUUAUUAAAAUUAGUCCAUCAGAAGGCGGAAACGAUCCAUUCGAAAACACUCAAAUAAUUUGUUCCAUUCCGGCACGUUAUCGACUGCAUCCGGGGUAUUACCACAGUUUGUCCAUCACAGAGAACUACGUUGUGUUCUUGGAGCAGCCGCUGAUGACGAACGUCGCAAAGCUGAUGACGGGCAGAUUCACGUCCACACCUCUGAGCGGAGCACUGGAGUAUGACGAUAACAUCAGCUCUAUAUUCUAUUUAAUCAGACACGAUACCGGCGAAUUGGUGGCGUCAAAAUACGUCGCCGAACCGUUCUUCUCGUUCCAUCACGUCAACGCGUUUGAGGAUGGCGAUCACGUAGUCGUUGACCUCUGCUGUCACAGAGACAUGGAUAUAGUAAAUAAGAUGUCACGUAACAGCAUAGAAGCUAAUAAUACUGAUCCUGCUAAUAUCGAAUUAAGAAGAUAUGUGUUUCCGCUCAAUGUCAAUACGAAAUCAUCAACGGGUACAAAUUUAAUCACCUUAGACUACACGUCUUGUUGCGCGACGAAGAGAGACGAUGGAAACGACGUGUACGUCACGUACGAGAAGAUGAUUGAGAAAGGUAUGGAACUUCCGAUUACUAAUUACGAAAGGUACAAUGGACGGAAAUAUAGAUACGUCUAUGGAGUAAGCGACUCCGCCACUGAACUCAUGAAAGUUGAUCUACAAAAUAAGACGUAUAAAUUAGUAAACCAUGAUGCGUACUUCCCGGCAGAGCCGGUGUUUGUGGAAGCACCUAAUGCCACGUCUGAGGACGACGGUGUGGUGAUGGCGUGUAUGGUCAGUGCAAAGGAAGACACGUGGUCUUAUUUAUUGGUGUUGGAUGGCAAGACGUUCACGGAGAUAGCGAGGGCGGAAAUACCCGUCGCUCUCACGUCCGGUUUGCAUGGAAUGUUCUUCAAAGGCAUUGUAUAG